Messenger RNA from Emys orbicularis (European pond turtle), 1923 nucleotides. It is a transcript of the gene TJAP1, whose product is annotated as tight junction associated protein 1. Gene Ontology annotation, biological process: Golgi organization. NCBI's taxonomy places the organism in Eukaryota, Metazoa, Chordata, Testudines, Emydidae. The transcript is spliced from 8 exons. Bases 1 to 1923 code for a protein of 640 amino acids. The record is from RefSeq and is a predicted model, not a curated record. Gene Ontology annotation, cellular component: trans-Golgi network.
AUGACGAGCACAGCUCCAUCCAAGAAGCCUUACCGCAAGGCACCGCCACAGCACCGCGAGAUCCGCCAUGAUCUGCCCAUCCUUCGAGACGACCAAGACGGCGUGAUUUUGGCCGAGCAGAGUCAGGAGCCCUUGACGGAUGCAGAAAGGAUGAAGCUGCUGCAGCAUGAGAACGAGGAGCUGCGCCGGCGGCUGGCCUAUGUCACUAACAAGAUGGAGGCGAUGGAAAGGGAGCUGGAGUCCGGCCAGGACUACUUGGAGCUGGAACUGGGCCAGAACCGCGAAGAGCUGGAGAAAUUCAAGGACAAAUUCCGCAGGUUACAGAACAGCUACACUGCUUCACAGAGAACCAAUCAGGACCUGGAGGAGAAGCUGCAUACCCUGGCCUCUCUCAGCCAAAGCUGGAUUUUUGCAAUAAAAAAGGCUGAGAUGGACCGGAAGACCCUGGACUGGGAGAUUGUGGAGCUCACUAACAAGCUGCUAGAUGCCAAAACUACCAUCAAUAAACUUGAGGAGCUCAAUGAGCGCUAUCGGCAGGACUGUAACCUCGCAGUGCAGCUGCUCAAGUGCAACAAGUCCCACUUCAGGAACCACAAGUUUGCUGAUCUUCCCUACGAGCUGCAGGACAUGGUCAAUAAGCACCUGCACAGCACCCAAGAGUCCCCAGGCCCUGGGCAGGAGGCUGCACAUACCCUGGCCCCAUCUGACGUUGUGCCCACCUCAGUUAUUGCCAGAGUCCUGGAGAAGCCAGAGUCACUGGUCCUGAACUCUGCCAAGUCCAGCAGCGGCAGCUGUCCCAUGGCUGAGGAUGUCUUUGUGCACGUGGACAUGAGUGGAGCUCUGCUGGACGCCUGCCCCAGCCCAGGGCUGCCUGGGAAGGAGAGAGGGGAAGUGGGGAAGCAGCAGAACGGGGGCUGCAAGCCACAGAGCAGUGUGGAGAGCCUGUCAGAAGAGGUGCCUGCCUUCGAGAAGCUGAGCCCUUACCCCACUCCCUCUCCUCCCCACCCCAUGUACCCAGGGCGUAAGGUGAUUGAGUUCUCUGAGGACAAGGUGAGGAUCCCAAAGAACAGCCCACUGCCCAACUGCACCUAUGCCACGCGGCAGGCCAUCUCCCUGAGCCUGGUGCAGGGCGAGGACGAGAGCAGUGACCGGCACCGGACGCUCCCUAACAGCCCUGUCUCAGAGGGCCGCCACUCAGCCUCCAGCUGCUCCUACCAGCCAUCUCCCAAGGCGGCUCGGGCACACGGCUCCUCGCAGAGCAGCCCUUUCAGCAGCCCACCCCAGAUCCCCAGCGCCUUCGCCAGCUCGGCCAGCUCGGAGGAGGACCUCCUGGCCAACUGGCAGCGGAUGUUUGUGGACAAGGCGCCCCCCACUUCAGAGCAGGUGCUGGUGAGCCGCACCUCCUUCAGCCGUGACAUGGCCCCGGAGCUCCAGAAGCGAUUCAGCCGCUCCAUGCAGGAGCUGGGCAGGGCGGCCUCGGCCUACUCGGACGGCGAGGAGUCUGCGCAGAGCUGCAGCUGGACCGUGAGCCGGGACUCGAGUGUGGACACAGACAGCACUGAGUCCCGAGCCCGCAGGAGCCAUUUCUCCUCCGACUACGGCAUGGACUUUUCCCAGGAUGAAGCCCGGAAGCUGCUCCAGGGCAGUGGCGGGGGCACCGCUGAGCCCAGCAGUCCCCCGCCAGAGAAGCACAAGGACUAUGUGGACCUGGGCUCACCUGGGAGCCCGGCUGAGGAAAGGGAAAUGCUGCUGCAAGCAAGCAAGGAGAGCAGCCCAGGGGGAGCCCUGGAGGAGAGCGGGGAAUGCAGGAGCAAGCCUCCCUCAGGGCGGCCACACCGCAGCCCCAAGAGGAUGGGUGUCCACCAUCUCCAUCGCAAGGACAGCCUGACACAGGCCCAGGAGCAAGGCAACCUGCUCAACUGA